CCCUCUACCCACGUGGGCCCUCGGGACUGCGGAGGAGCAGUGUCCGGCGAUGGCCGGGUCCCGCAGGCUAGAGCUGGCCGAGGCCCUGGAGCUGGGACCUGGCUGGCGUCAUGCGUGCCACGCUCUGCUCUACGCUCCGGACCCUGGGAUGCUCUUCGGCCGCAUCCCGCUGCGCUACGCCGUACUGAUGCAGAUGCGCUUCGAUGGACGCCUGGGCUUCCCCGGAGGAUUCGUGGACAAGCAGGACAACAGCCUAGAGGAAGGGCUGAACCGCGAGCUGCGCGAGGAGCUGGGCGAGGCUGCGGCCGCCUUCCGCGUAGAGCGCACUGACUACCGCAGCUCCCACGCCGGGUCAGGGCCGCGCGUUGUGGCCCACUUCUACGCCAAGCGUCUGACGCUCGAGCAGCUGUUGGCUGUGGAGGCCGGCGCUACACGCGCCAAGGACCACGGGCUGGAGGUGCUGGGCCUGGUGCGAGUGCCCUUGUAUACCCUGCGGGAUGGUGUGGGAGGCCUGCCUACCUUCCUGGAGAAUUCCUUUAUUGGCUCUGCCCGGGAGCAGUUACUGGAAGCUCUCCAGGACUUGGGACUGCUACAGCCUGGCUCCAUCUCAGGCCUUAAGAUUCCAGCUCGUCACUAGAGGCAGUCCUCCAUGGACCUAUGGAGACUGAGAUAGGGAGGGAGGGAAGGAUGUGGGAAUGUUUUCUUAUUGGACCUGAGAGAUGAUACAUGAUACCAGAUUAAAAGAAGGAGAAGUGUGUACAGUAUGUUUUGAGAAGAGGACCCUCCAAGUCAUGGCACCAGGGGCAAAAAUCCACAGCUCAUCCCAGGUACCCUGGCAGCUUCUCAGAGCCUGCUUCCUCCCUGUAUGUAUGCAUACAGCCUGAUAACCCCCAGCCAUGCAAAUAUACAAUCUGUAACAACACACAGCCUGACACCUUCCCCUGGUCACGUCCAGUUUAACCAUGAAGGGGUAUUUGUCAACAUACUCUGCUACCUGAUUGCAAGAAGCUUCUGAAGCAAGCAUGGGUCCUUCUCACACUCCUCCAUGGCUGCUCUCCAGGGUCUAACCCAGCUUAUUUGUUAGGGAGGAUAGAGAGGCAGAGGACCGCCUGUGCUUCCUGAAAAUAGACUUGCUCUUGUCUGAGUGGUGACCAAGGCAGUUGGCUCUUAAAAUGUGGGAGAGUAUCCUAACCAAUCCCCAGUCUUUUUCUUCUGAAACUGAGCAGGAGGGGUAAGGAAGUGGCUAGGUUUCCUUAGACUGAGCAUGGGCAUGAGACCUGUAACUACUGGUGUCUCUGCUCCAGAGUUUUCAUCUUUGGGAUGCCUGAGACUCUGAUACUAUCAGAAGGGAAUUGACCCACCCCGGUCUAGGCCUGCCCUGCCAAAAAGAGCCUCCCAUUAAAGAGGGUUUAGAGCUGGGCCUCUAGGCCCUUCACUUCAUCUACACAAAGGUGGUAGAAAAACGUAGACUGGACAAAGUAAUCCAUGGAGAGAGAAAAAGAAGAGGGCUCAGGACAUGGCCCUGAGGAAGCUCAAUCCUAAGAGUCUGGGCAGAGAAAACCAGGCAUGUUAAAGAAGACAAGAGAGUGGACUAUGCAGAGUGCUUAGGAGGGUUUCACUAAAAGAGAGGCAAAACUGUCCACUCCAUUUAGUAACAUGAAGUGUUUGAUGACUAUGGUGGCAGCAAUUUCAGGGAGGGUGGUGUGGAAGGCAGGCUGGAUUGGUUGAGUGAAUGGAAGAUUGGGGAGGGGAGCAUGUGAGAAGUUAGCCCUAAAUGGGGCUCAGGUUAAUAACUGGAGAGCUGUGGGGUCAAGCCGUGUUUAAGGUGGGAGGUAGAGCAUGCCAGUGUUGAUGGCAACAAUCAAGAUGGUGCGAUGAGAGAGACGGGAGGGGGAUGGGGAGGAGGACCCCUAAAGGGUCACAGUCCUUGAGAGAGGAGGAGGGAUGGGACCUUUGUAGGAAGAGAGACAGCUCUGCAGCCUCACACAGGACUCAGUACAGUAGAAAGGGGUCAGUGUAGAAGAUGAAGAUGACUGAAUUAUGGGGAAAUGAUGAAGGAGUUUGAAUCUCUUCUUUGUGAAAUGAAGUGAUAUUAUCAGCUAGAUGUGGGUGGAGCAUGUUCUUGGAAGGUAGGAAGUAGAUGUUUUCCUUGGUGUUGGAAAUCAGAUUGAUUAAGGAAACUCCGGACAAGGCUGAGCCCUGAGAGGGUCACUUUAGAGUAGGAUGUUUGGCACUCAGGUGUGUGUGUGUGUGUGUUGGGUGGGGCUCUGCAUGCACCUGUCUUUCCCUCAUCAGGAUUCAGCAGCUGGGAUGGAGACACUUACUGCAGUGUUGGGGUUUUGCCAGGGAAGUAAAAGAAGGUGAGAGAAAGAUGGGGAGUUCCGAUGACAUGACAGGAGAAAUUGCAGUGAUGAAAUGUGCAGUCUAAGGUUUAAUGGCCCAAAAUGGGAAUUGAAAACAGGAGGUGACUAGGGAGGGAUUAGGAGAUUAGCGGUCUUGACAAGGUAGAAACUCCAGAAUGGUGAGGGGUUGGUCGGGGUUGUAUUUGAGCCAAACAGGAGUGCUUUGGAAAUUGAGAGGUGGAGCAAUCUCAGGUAAAGGCAAAAUAGAGGGUAUGACCUGGGGUUGCUGGCCAGAGCCAGGGGAGGAGCCGUAAGACGUGAGAUCUGGGGUUAGGGAGGCUGGAGGGCAGUGUGAGCCUCCAUGUGGGUGCUGAAGCAAAAAACUGACAUGUUGAGGAGGGUGAUGUGACCUAGGAGCCAUUGUCCUUGGUGAACAAGAGGAGUGACCACAGGCCAGUGGCACCUGCCAGAGGGGAAAGCAGGCCUGAUAGGAUAGCAUCUCCCAGGCAAGGGCCUUUUGAGGAAGGGAGGGUGGGAAGUGGUCUGGAAGCUUAAUGCAGAGCAAUGUGGUUCCCACUGGCAGCCCUUGGUCUUAGAAGAAUGGGAGUGGCUGGUGGGGGAACAGCUGUAUACUUCCUAAUCUCACCCUGACCGUUUUGUCAAACGUUACCUAGAUGAAACCUCAGCAUAGGCAGGCUGCAGGGAAUGGACAUUCCAGUGGUUCCUGGGGUCCCAGCCUGUCGCAGCUUCAUCUGUGCUUUGUGCACUUGACUCCCAGUCAUCUCUGCAAGGGACCCUGAGAUCUGGGAGAUCAGAGUCACUCACCCUUGAUGGCCCUGCUACUAAACCUCUCCCUCAGAUAAUUCUGGAUCCAGAACUCACUCUGGAUCCAGAUAAUUCUGGAUCCAGAACUCACUCUGGAUCCAGAUAAUUCUGGAUCCAGAACUCACUCUGGAUCCAGAUAAUUCUGGAUCCAGAACUCACUCUGGAUCCAGAUAAUUCUGGAUCCAGAACUCACUCUGGAUGUAAUCCGGGUCAACAUGAAUACCAUUUGGAAGGUACCUUCACAGCACUCAUCUCACUCUGCUUGAGUAUCCCAGUGCCUGCCUCCUGCACAGCUCAUCUGUCCACUUAUUUGCAUUAAAUCUGCUUUUUAUUUAGGUCCGUGGAGAUGGCUGAGUGGGGAGGAGCCCAUGACUUUCCUGUGUGAUCCCUUAAACAUACUCUCCAAGUCAGUAGAUACUUCUCAGGCAGGAUUCAUAAAAGUUUCACUGCUGGGGUUUGUGUUCAUCUUACUCACCUAGACAGUCCCUGGGUAGGCAGACUGGGGAUGAUAGAAGCUCACACUCUGUGUUUCUCCUCCUCUUACUCAUUCCUACCAUGCUGAGGUUUAAGGAAAGCCAGGGAUGAUGUCCCACUUAAGCUUUCCUUGGCCUUGUUGAAUAGAAUCAUCUGGGGUGGGAAGCAGAGAAAUGCUCAUUGCAAUCUUUGACCUUCACUAGCUGCUGUGGUGACUUUGACUCAAGCCUUUGACCUCCUUUGUCUUAUCUGAAAUGUUGCUGUGAUUCCUGUAGUGCGAUUAGAUGAGGCAGCACUUGGGAUAAGCUUGCAGAGACGCAUUAAGCAGUAUGAAAAUACAGGAUGCCAUGUGUGCUUCCUGCUUCAUAGCACAUUUUGUUUCUUGCAAGGUGAAGAGGCCCAGCCGCCUCCCCACAAACACAUAUUUGUGCCUUUUUCAGCAUAAUCAGCAAGAUGUUCCCACUUCUCAGCAUUGCACUUUACUGCUGGUGCAGAAUAAAUGCUUUGAGCCCCACCCUGUUUUGAGACAAAGUCCUCUGUGGUCACCCAGCAUAUGGCAGAGCUGCUGCUUCUGGGCUGGCGCAUUUGAGGCAACAGUGACUUCCUCUUUUUCCAGUUACCUGAACCCUUAGAGGCAGCUAGUGAAACAGACAAGGGGAGGGGAAGAGAAGAGGGAAGGCAUGUUUCCUACAUGUUUCAAUUUAUUGCACAGAAAUGUUUUUGUAACCUGUAUCUCCAAUGGAAUCAUGAAUGGGUGUGGGAGAGUCAAAAAUAGAGGAAAAAAUUUAGUCUGUAAGCAAAUCAUUGGAUGGCAUCAGAAUUUGAGCCCAAGUAAAAGAUGCUGGAGCUUGGUCCUUACCAGAGAGGAGAAGAGCCAGGUGGUGGAUUUUAUUUACAGCAUAUUCAAUUCUGAGAAAGAAGAGUAUGGGCAGGGCAGAGGAAAAAGGAAAAAUGGGGACUUAAGGCCCCCACAAAGAGAAAUCAUGUGCCUUCUUCCCACUUCCCUUCUGGCUUGGGCAAAUGAGGCAGUUCAUGCUCCCUUUAGGGGUGGAGGCAGUCUGCAGAGACCAGUUGGGCAGAGAUGAAAUCUUGCAAAGUAACCCUUCUCACACUUGAAAAGCAAGAAUAGCAAAGGGACUUUGGGAAGGACAUAACGCAAGAACAGGAAGCUCCUCACCAACAGCUCCCAGUUGGAAGGAGUCUAGCAUUGUCACCAAAGUGCUGCUAUCCGGAUGUACAGAUGCAAACUGGAACUGCUGCCUGUGCCCUCAGCAUGGGCAUGUACCCACCACAGGCAUUUGCAGGUGAUGCAGGGGCACAGGAUUCCCUUUUUCUGCUCAGGAUAACAACCCCUGGAUGGGGUUUUCAACAAGUAUAGGAGCUCCCGGACUCAGCCAGGACUCUUCACCCACAGUCCUGAUCCUCCCACCUUCUUCAGGUCUCUAGAAGACAGAACUGAUGGGUUUACAACAUCCUGUUACCCAGCGCUAAUCCCAGGCUAUGAAUGUAGGGAAAGGCCAGGUAAACAAGGAGGGGAGAACAGGUGAAUGACCCCAACUGUUUGAAACCGAAAGAAGAGAAUUGCCCCCAGUUAGUAAACAGCAAGAAAUUUUGUAUUAUAUCUGUUUCAGAAAUAAUACAAAAUAGAAGAGGAUGUGAGCACCAGAUGCACGUGAUAAAAAACCAUGCUCUGGAAGAUGGAUUCCAAGGAGUAGAAGCGGUAUUUGCUCACAGCAUUUAAGGAGACCAGGGACUCUGGAAUGCGGUGAGAGUAAAGAUAAGACAUGCAGGAACCACCGACAACAUCAAGAAGGGAUUUAAGGGCAGGGAUCUCUCUGUUAGAGAAUUUAACAUUACCCUAGAAACAGCAAAGAGCAUCAUCAGCCCUGGGAAAAACUACCUCUGAUGUGGAGAGCAGGCUUAAGGAAAUCCCCUAGAACCCAGAGAAAAAGUGCAAAACAAGGAAAAUGGCCAAAGAGAACAUCAUAGAUACAGAGGUCAGACAAUGACAAUCCAGAGUCUUGUUAAGCGAUAGAAGGAAAGUGCUAACAGAACAUGUGUAGCAGGAACACCAUUUUGGAGGAAACCGGAAGAAAAGUUCCCUAAACUCAAAAGAUACCACAUCAGAAGUGGACAGUACUCACUAUGUUCAGGGGAAUAAAAAGAUAAAAACUGAAAAGCAUCAGAAUGUUUUCUGUGUGAAGGAAAUUUGUAAGGUAGGAGAAUUAGGUCACUUACUAUAGCACAAACUGCAUGUCUAUCUAAAUCAACAUUUAAGUGCAAAAGCAUGGAUAUUACUCAUGCAGUUAACUGGGAAACCAUACAGGUGUUUUUCAGGAAUGUACAUAAUGAAUCCAAGUAAACAACAGAUGAGGAAAAGUGUGUAGGAAGUUUGUGAGCUGGCUGUGAGGCAGUGUCUCCUAUUAUGUCCAAUUUUAGUGCUAAGUAUUGUGUUAAUGAUGGCUGUCAAACAAUAUGUUAGCAAUUGAAAGGAAAUAUGUAUACUAUGAGCAUAAUAAAUGUAGAGAAUAACAGUCAUUUGAUUUUA
Messenger RNA from Saimiri boliviensis boliviensis (Bolivian squirrel monkey), 6189 nucleotides. Its product is annotated as U8 snoRNA-decapping enzyme. The record is from RefSeq and is a predicted model, not a curated record. Gene Ontology annotation, molecular function: snoRNA binding; phosphodiesterase decapping endonuclease activity. NCBI's taxonomy places the organism in Eukaryota, Metazoa, Chordata, Mammalia, Primates, Cebidae. Gene Ontology annotation, cellular component: nucleus. Gene Ontology annotation, biological process: mRNA catabolic process; sno(s)RNA catabolic process.